AUGGAGCUGAUACUUUUGUUUGUGUUUUUAUGGGCAACUGCUGCGAUAAGUCAUGCCACACUAUUUUUCUGUUAUAAGCGUUUGUUGCUAAUAUCUGCGCUCCUGCUGACCAGAGAAGCUGACGCUCUCCGGGUGAUUGGUGGAAGUGUGACAGUGGUUCAAGAAGGCACCGCUAUCCUACCGUGCCAUGUCACUGAUACCAAUGAUGACCUGACACAGAUUACCUGGCAGAGGAGGACAAGAGAAAAACCUCACAAUGACAAUUUCCUAACUAUCUUGCCCAGAGAGGGGCCGCAGUUUGUCAAUGGAGGUAAUGAUCGAUUUAAAUAUAUCGGGAAUUUUAAUGACAAAAAUGGAACACUCCAGUUUUCCAAUGUUGCCCUGAAGGAUGAAGGCAGCUACACGUGCAUCUUCACCUUGUUUCCCAGUGGAAAUCAGAAGACAGAAAUACCUCUGAACUUGCUUGUGCCUCCUUUCACAAACAUCAAGGACAAUCUUCCCACUUUGGGCAUAGAAGAGGUUUUAUUUGCUACCUGCACGGCUGCUGGCUCGAGGCCUCCCCCAGAGGUGAGGUGGCUCACUGGUGCUUUGGGAGACAAAGUGAGGACGACAACAAACUCCACCCAGUAUGACAACGGUACGACUACCACAGUCAGCUCUGUGUUUGGUGUUCCUACGAGAGAGAUUAACGGUCACCAGGUCCAGUGUGUCAUCAGCAGUGACUCCCUGACUAAAGACGAAACCCUGCCCUUCACCAUACAGAUCUACUUCUCUCCCACAGAAGUCAACAUUAGAGUGAUUACAGAAGAUUCAUUUGAGUGUGUGACAGAAGCCAACCCUAAUGCAAACUUUACCUGGAGCAGAUCUGGCCAGUCUUUGCUGCAGUCUGCUGUUAAAGUAGACGGUGCAAAGCUACAACUGCUGAGCCUGACCUCUGAUCUAAACGGCCUCUAUCAGUGUGAAGCAUCUAACGCAUAUGGAAGUAAACAUGGUCAGCUCUUUGUGCAUUAUCACCUGGCAUCAGGUGAGAUCAGCUUGGAUUUAGCUGUGCAGCUUGUCUGA
Pelmatolapia mariae (spotted tilapia) is the source of this 1062-nucleotide messenger RNA. Its product is annotated as nectin-4-like. Bases 1 to 1062 code for a protein of 353 amino acids. The record is from RefSeq and is a predicted model, not a curated record. Gene Ontology annotation, cellular component: adherens junction. Lineage: Eukaryota; Metazoa; Chordata; Actinopteri; Cichliformes; Cichlidae. Gene Ontology annotation, biological process: homophilic cell-cell adhesion; heterophilic cell-cell adhesion. The transcript is spliced from 5 exons.